AUGAAGCAAAACAAGACUUUUGUGGAUGCACUGAAUGAAACAAGUAAAGGUGACUAUUCUAUCAAGAAGUGUAUGGAUCUUCUGGAAUCCAUUGAAGAGCUCUCAGAUGAAGAGAAGGCGCAAGCAACAAGCAUCAUGAAGUGUGAGGUGAACAGAGAAAUUUUUAUCAACUUCACAAACCCAAGAGUUCGCCUGUUGUGGAUUAAGGGUAGCUUUUACUACAACGAUGACAUCAGUGCAUCCUGUGGGAACAUGCUUUGUUCAGGUUUGAUGAACCCAAGAGUUCGUCUACGGUGGAUCAAGGGUGAUAUUGCUCCAAAGUACUAUGAGAAGUACAUGGCCUUGUAG
Molecule: messenger RNA, 348 nt
Organism: Miscanthus lutarioriparius
Lineage: Eukaryota; Viridiplantae; Streptophyta; Magnoliopsida; Poales; Poaceae
Source: the annotation of a GenBank genome assembly